Molecule: messenger RNA, 1190 nt
Organism: Peromyscus californicus insignis
Lineage: Eukaryota; Metazoa; Chordata; Mammalia; Rodentia; Cricetidae
Gene: Cryba2
Product: crystallin beta A2
Exons: 5
Coding region: 539-1132 (197 amino acids)
Biological process (GO): lens development in camera-type eye; visual perception
Molecular function (GO): structural constituent of eye lens
Source: RefSeq, a predicted model, not a curated record
GGGCAGUGAUGGACAGAUCUUCCAGCGAAAGGAGGCCUGGGGGGCUUGAUGCAGGGUCGUUAGAGAAGGGUCUUCUCUUCCUCCGCCCUAGCGACGCCCAAAAGAGAUCUUCACCUAGGGAGUUUCAGCAUUGGGAAGAACCGUGCUGGGUCAGGCUUAGGAAAGGCUAAGUCUCGGGCUUAGCCUUCACGCCUGAGAGUCUGUGCCAGGGUGUGCAUGUUCUGCCCCUAGCCUGGGAGUCUCUGCCAGGCUUAAGCCUCCACUGAAAGAAAGCGCAGAGUCAGCCUGGGCUCCUGCGGACACGCGAUGUGCGCCUCAGCAUUUUCCGUUGUCACCCCGGCGGCGGACUGGGACCAGAUCGGUGGCUCCGCUGCCUGUGCAGACCAGGGCUGACCAAAGCCUGCCAGCUGACUCAGCUGGCCCACCGCGCCCGGAUCCCACAGGGAGAGGCAGCCAGACGCGGGUAUAAAGCGCUGCGCACCAGGCUCGCGCGCAGCCUGUCCAUUCUCCGGGCGUGCGGUGCUCACCCAUCCCCGGCAUGAGCAGCGCCCCCGCGCCGGGCCCGGCGCCCGCCUGCCUCACACUCUGGGAUGAGGAGGACUUCCAGGGUCGUCGCUGCCGACUGCUGAGCGACUGUGCGAACGUCUGCGAGCGAGGAGCCCUGCGCAGGGUGCGCUCGGUCAAGGUGGAAAACGGCGCAUGGGUGGCCUUCGAGUACCCCGAUUUCCAGGGACAGCAGUUCAUUCUAGAGAAGGGAGACUAUCCCUGUUGGAGUGCCUGGAGCGGCAGUAGCAGCCACCACAGCAACCAAUUGCUGUCCUUCAGGCCAGUGCUCUGUGCGAACCACGGCGACAGCCGUGUGACACUGUUUGAGGGGGAAAACUUCCAAGGCUGCAAGUUUGAACUCAGUGAUGACUACCCAUCACUGCCUUCCAUGGGCUGGACCAGCAAAGAUGUGGGUUCCCUCAAAGUCAGCUCUGGAGCGUGGGUGGCCUACCAGUACCCAGGCUACCGAGGCUACCAGUACAUUUUAGAGCGGGACCGGCACAGUGGGGAGUUCCGUACCUACAGUGACUUUGGCACACAGGCCCAUACUGGACAGCUGCAGUCCAUUCGAAGAGUCCAGCACUAGGCUUCGCAUUCCCAGUCAUCAUCACCCCUAAGAUUCUCAAUAAAAGCUCUUGAAUCUA